Messenger RNA from Closterium sp. NIES-65, 3672 nucleotides. Lineage: Eukaryota; Viridiplantae; Streptophyta; Zygnematophyceae; Desmidiales; Closteriaceae. The record is from the annotation of a GenBank genome assembly.
AUGAGGCCUAGACGCAUCGUUACAGAUCCACCCGUUUGGCCCACCCAUGCGACCCACCCGUGCGACCCACCCGUGCGACCCAACCACAUGGACCCCGGAGAGCCCGAGGUGGUGAGCACAGUACCGCUCUACAACUUUGACGGCAAGAUCAUCUGCAACCUCGCGGCUGACACGUGGCCUCUUGACAUCAGUCGACUCAAAAGUCACCCUGUGCAUCUCAUACGUGCUGUCUUGUGCCCCGUGUGCCUGUAUCUCUUCUACUCACAGCGACGAGACGUGGGUGCUGCUGCUGCCGAAGCUGACCGUGGAGCUGCCAUCGCAGCCCUCCCUGCCACGUCCCCUUCACGCAGUGCAUCUUUCACGUGCGUGCCUGCAUCCCGUCUCGUCCUUCCCUUCCCCUGCAUCCCUUCUCCUCUCAGGGACGAGACGUGGGUGCUGCUGCCGAAGCUGACCCCGCGAGUGGAGCUGCCUUCGCUGCCCUCCCUGCCGCACUUCCGAGUGUACCCCGAGCGCAGCUCCUCCUCUGUGGACGUCAACAAUUGGGAGCAGCUCGUGCACGUGCUCAGGACACAUGGACGGGGGUUGAGUCACUUCCGAGUGUACCCCGAGAGGAGCUCCUCCUCUGUGGACGUCAACAACUGGGAGCAGCUCGUGCACAUGCUCAGGUGGGGCUCAUCACAUCAGCGCAAGGGCAGUACCAGUCCGGCCUCCUCCCCAUCGCCACCCCAUGCACCUCCAUCUCAACCCACCCUCCUCCACUUCGACUGUCCCUCAAGCCCCCUCUUUUCUGUCUUCCCUCCCUUUUUUUCCUCUUUUCCCCUGCUCCUCCUGCCCCCGUUUAUCGCCCGUCAGGUGGGGCUCAUAACAUCAGCGAGAGGCCAGUACCAGUUCGGCCUGCUCCCCAUCGCCACCCCUUCCGCCACCACCUCUACCUCCCCUCUCCCACCCCCUCCCGCCUUCUCCGCCCCUCCACACCCCUCUCCAACUCUCCCCACCGGUUUCUCCUCUGCCCGGGCGUACUACGCGCCGCUGCCAGCUGGCAUCCCCCGCCGCGCCCCCGCGCUUCCCUGCGGUGCUCCCGGGGCUGCUGCCGCCGCAGCAAUCAAGACCUGCGCACACGGCACCUGGACAGAUGGCACCUGGUCAGAUGGCACCUGGUCAGAUGGCACCUGGUCAGAUGGCACCUGGUCAGCAGCACAGUCAGGUGCUCCAGAGACAGGCGCAUUCUCAGAUGGCACCUGGACAGAUGGCACCUGGACAGCGCAGAGCCUUCCGGGCCUCACUGCUGCAGGAUCUUUCUCCUCUCGCACUGCUGCCUCCGCCCCUGCCGCUCCAGUAUCCACGUCAGCACCUCCAUUGUCCACGUCAGCAUCUCCAUACCUGGCGUCCCUGGCGCACACGCACCAGCAGUGGGUGUUUGGGGGCCUGGCGGAGCUCAUUGAUAACUCCAUGGACGCCAAGGCACGCAGGCUGGACAUUGUCAUCAGCAUGGCCAAGCUCCCUCCAAGAGCAGCCGCGGCUUUUGAGGCGCCUCAAAACUUGCCAUUGUACUUCGUUCGUACACUCGACUCAACGGUCACCUUGCUGUCGCUGGGCCAUGACAUCCCCGCAGAGGAGGACCCCCACCACAUCGGCCGAUUCGGCGUCGGCUUCAAGACGGGCACCAUGCGCAUAGGCAACGACGCCUUGGUGCUGGCCCUGUCAAGGGACAGCUGCAGCAUCGCUCUGCUCUCCCGCUCGCUCAACCAUGGCCGGCAGGAGCUGAAGAUCCCCAUUACGGGCACCAUGCGCAUAGGAAACGAUGCCUUGGUACUAACCCAGUCAACAGACAGCCGCAGCAUUGCGCUGCUCUCCCGCUCGCUCAACCAGGGCCGGCAGGAGCUGGAGAUCCCCAUCGUGACGUACAAGCAGGUGGUAUCUGGGGGAGGUGCAUCUGCAGCAGGGGGAGGUGGAUCUGCAGGGGGAGGUGGAUCUGCAGCAGGGGGAGGUGGAUCUGUAGGGGGAGGUGGGACUGCUGAGUGGCAGCUGGACCUGGGGGUGCAUUCAGAGGAGGAGGCGGAGAGGCGCAAGCGAGCAAUCUUUGACUUCUCGCCUCUGGACGAGAGAAAGAUAAACCAGGAGUUCCGCAAGCUGGAGCAAGCAUGUGUUACUAGUGACUCACCCCCCACGGGCACACGCAUCUACGUGUUCAACCUCAAGCGCCUGUCCCGCCCCAUCUGUGAACAGUUGGAGCAAGCAAGAAGCAGCAGUGACGCCCCCCCCACGGGCACGCGCAUCUACGUGUUCAACCUGAAGCGCCUGUCCCGCCCCAUAUGCUCACAGCGACCCAGUCUUGCUCCCGCUUCCCGCAAUCCCCCCCGCAGGCUGGAGCUCUCGAGUGGGACCAGUGACUCCCCCCCCACGGGCACGCGCAUCUACGUGUUCAACCUCAAGCGCCUGUCGCGUCCAGAUGCAGCGUACGAGCUCGAGUGGGACGACGACGCCCACGACAUCCUCAUCCGCACCCGGCGCCCCCGCUCCCGCCCCAACCAGCUCUGCCAAGACGUGAUUUCGAGCGGGCAUAUCCCCCCCAGUGCCUGUUUCACCCACUCGCCCGCCACCAUCACAGUGCAAAGCCACGCAGUGCAGGGCAGAUAUUUCCCCAGUGAGGCAAUGCAGGAUCCUGUCGCCAGUCGCCACCCCACUAUCUCCCUUCCCCCUUCCCCUUUCGCUGCCUCACAGGUGCCGACAGGCUACUCCCUGCGCACCAACUUGCGUGCCCAUCGACUACUCCCUGCUAUUUGGGAAUCACUUUUGAGAAUUCUCAAAAAUGCCUUACAGGUGCCCAUAGACUACUCCCUGCGCGCCAACGUGCGGGUACCAAUAGACUACUCCCUACGAGCCUACCUGCGAGUCAUGUUUCUGCACAACCCCGCCACCAUCUCAGUGCAAGGCCGCGCCGUGCAAGGCAGCGCUGACAUCGCGGAGAACCUCUCCCAACCGUUCUCCACCACGGGGACCGUCAUGGGGCAGCCGGUGCAAGUGCGGAUGGGCAUGGACGAAGGCGAGAGGGCGUGUGGGCGUUGCGGGUUCUUCCUGUACUGGCACGGGCGGUUAAUUGAAGCUUAUAAGCGGGUCGGACGGAUGGAAUACUCGGGAGAUGCUGGGCUGGGGGUGGUUGGCGUUGUCGAUACCACCGCUCUCUUUGUGAGUACCUUACCGCACAUCCGUGCAAGGUUGAGGUUGUGCAAAACACAGGUGAAGGGUCUUGGAAGGCUGAACGCAUGCGAGAGGGCGUGUGGGCGGUGCGGGUUCUUCCUGUACUGGCACGGGCGGCUCAUCGAGGCGUAUAAGCGCGUCGGACGGAUGGAGUAUUCGGGGGAUGCCGGGCUGGGCGUGGUGGGCGUGGUCGAUACCACCGCUCUCUUUGUGAGUACUGAUGUAGCCGGAGAGCUGGGGGUGCUGAACUGCAAGCAGCGGUUUGCAGAGGGAGAGGAGUAUCAACGGCUCAAAGACUUCCUGUCUGUCACCUUCAACCAGUACUGGGAGGACAACUUUGAUAAAGACCUCCCCACUAUCUCUUUCUCGCUCUCCUCGUCCCUUCUGUUUGUUCAGGCGAACAUACCAGAGGGGGCAAUCCUGCGGGACCAAAAGGAAUGGGUGCAGUGCGAUAAGUGCGAGCAGUGGCAGUGA